UUGCUCCCAUUGCAAAACGACCGUCGGUGGUCUAUCUUGGGUUAGUUAUAAAACAUUUAGAAAAGCACAGGAAGAACGCAUCUUUGGCAUUAGUCAAAACAGCAACAAAAAAGACUUAGAAAUCCUCUGGAUAUGAGCACUAUUUACAUCCAUCCACACACCAACUGAACCGUACCACUCGGAAGGAGAUUACAAUCACAUAGGAUGGAUCCUCAUUUAAAAACAUGACGGCUCCACUCCAUUACAUACUUCACAUCCAGUAGAUGGCGGUGACGCGUAAUUAUUCCAGUUUGCCAGCUGUUUGGAGAGUGGAGUAAGAAUUCAAGUAGCAAACGGCAAGAGAAACAUGGCAGAGAAAGUGAGUGGUGAAACAUUGGAAGACAGGUCGGACUCCGCGGUGCCUCCUGGCGCUGCUGCGGUGUCGCAAGACCUUCGAAGUGUUCUGGUCACCAGCGUUCUGAACCUAGAGAAGCUGGAGAUAGAUCUGUACAGAGGGACUCACCACUGGGUGCCCCGUACCCGUCGUCUGUUUGGGGGUCAGAUCAUUGGCCAGGCCCUGGUGGCUGCAGCAGAGUCCGUCGGGGAAAACGUUUUGGCUCACUCUCUCCACUGCUACUUUGUACGGGCAGGAGACCCCAAGGUGCCAGUGCUGUACCAGGUGGAGAGGACCAGGGACGGUCGUAGUUUCUGCGUGCGGUCAGUGAAGGCCAUCCAACACGGUCAACCCAUCCUCAUCUGCCAGGCCUCCUUCCACAGUAACCAGCCCUCUCCUCUGCAGCACCAGUUCACCAUGCCCUCUGUCCCCCCUCCUGAAGACCUGCUGACGGUGGAGGAACUCAUACAGCUAUACCUCAGUAAGCCAGACUUGGCUGAGAAAGCCAAACGGGGCCUGAACAAGCUGCUAGCUGACGAGGUUCCCAUAGAGAUUAAACCUGUCAAUCCUCCAGACUUCUACCGCGGCGUUGCCAUGGAACCCAAGAAGCUGUACUGGGUGCGCGCUAGAGGCCACAUCGGUAAAGGUGAUAUGAAGCUCCACUGCUGUGUGGCAGCUUAUGUGUCAGACUAUUCGUUCCUGGACACUGCUCUCCUGCCCUUCCCUGGGCAGCGGGCCACUUUCUCAGCCUCUCUGGAUCACGCCAUGUGGUUCCACAACACCUUCAGGGCAGACCAAUGGAUGCUCUACGAGACUGAGAGCUCUUGGGCUGGGGGCAGCAGAGGGCUGGUCCAGGGACGUCUGUGGAGGAGAGACGGAGUGCUGGCUGCCAGCUGUGCCCAGGAGGGGGUACUGAGGGUCAAGGCCGUGACUAACGAGAGCAAGCUAUAACC
Salvelinus fontinalis (brook trout) is the source of this 1326-nucleotide messenger RNA. RefSeq names its product acyl-CoA thioesterase 8 (gene acot8). NCBI's taxonomy places the organism in Eukaryota, Metazoa, Chordata, Actinopteri, Salmoniformes, Salmonidae. Gene Ontology annotation, biological process: acyl-CoA metabolic process; fatty acid catabolic process. Bases 347 to 1324 code for a protein of 325 amino acids. The record is from RefSeq and is a predicted model, not a curated record. Gene Ontology annotation, cellular component: peroxisomal matrix. Gene Ontology annotation, molecular function: fatty acyl-CoA hydrolase activity. The transcript is spliced from 6 exons.